AUGCAAACGUCCCCCUACUCCCUCUACGACAAAAACUACAAAUCGAACCUCGAACACAUCAACAGCGCCUGCAACCUCACCCUUCCAACAGCCAUCCCGAACCUCAUACUCUCCGAAACCCCACACAUAGAGCGGGACCCGUACUGCGCGACCCUUCUUUCAUACACCACUACAGCGGGGGACACAUACAACAGCAUCGCAGCGCAGUUCAAGGUGUCCUCGGCAGCUGUUCGAGCGGUGAACUGGCCGACUAUCGACUGUUUCGCUAUUCCCGAGUGUACGAGACUUUGUAUCCCGUUUGGGUGUGAGACUUAUACCCUGAAGGAUAGGGAUACGUGCGACUCAAUCGAGCAGGAGUUGGAGCUGAAACCGUGGCUGCGACUCUCGGCAAUUCAAGAGUAUAACCCUUAG
Molecule: messenger RNA, 411 nt
Organism: Penicillium daleae
Lineage: Eukaryota; Fungi; Ascomycota; Eurotiomycetes; Eurotiales; Aspergillaceae
Product: LysM peptidoglycan-binding domain-containing protein
Exons: 1
Coding region: 1-411 (136 amino acids)
Source: RefSeq, a predicted model, not a curated record